Adineta steineri is the source of this 244-nucleotide messenger RNA. The record is from the annotation of a GenBank genome assembly. NCBI's taxonomy places the organism in Eukaryota, Metazoa, Rotifera, Eurotatoria, Adinetida, Adinetidae.
AUGACUGCUACCAAUAUGUCGAUGAUGAUUAUUGCUUUAGUUAUCGCUACCAUUUGCUUAAUGAAUACUAACGGUGAAGAAGAAAAAAAACGUACACUUGAUUCAGUAUCUGGAUCAGAUUUCUUCAAAAAGAGUCUUGAUAGUCUUUCAGGCAAUGAUUUUUUCAAACGAGGAGACGAAGUACAGAAUACAAUCUGUUUUUUUUUACUUAUUUAUUUAUAUAUAUUUUAAAUAGAAACGAACA